This is a messenger RNA of Callorhinchus milii (elephant shark), 1959 nucleotides long. RefSeq names its product SKI family transcriptional corepressor 2 (gene skor2). Gene Ontology annotation, biological process: negative regulation of BMP signaling pathway; negative regulation of transcription by RNA polymerase II. The record is from RefSeq and is a predicted model, not a curated record. Gene Ontology annotation, molecular function: DNA-binding transcription factor activity, RNA polymerase II-specific; SMAD binding; RNA polymerase II cis-regulatory region sequence-specific DNA binding. NCBI's taxonomy places the organism in Eukaryota, Metazoa, Chordata, Chondrichthyes, Chimaeriformes, Callorhinchidae. Gene Ontology annotation, cellular component: transcription regulator complex; nucleus.
AUGAGGUGUGGUGCAGCACUGCGCAAGUUGCCGAAGGGAGUGCUUAUGGAGGGUGUGUGCAGUCCAAUGGCCAGACCUGGGGACCUCAUCUCCUCGCCGGCCUCCUCCUUCGACCCCGAGCCACUGGGACCGGCCAGGCUACCAAGAGUGGCUCUCAAAGCCAACCAGGUGGGGCAAGUGGUGUUGUACGGGGUGCCCAUCGUGUCCCUGGUCAUCGACAGCAUCGAGCGCCUGUGCCUGGCUCAAAUCUCCAACACGUUGCUCAAGAGCUACAGCUACAACGAGAUCCACAACAGGAGGGUGGCUCUGGGCAUCACUUGCGUCCAGUGCACUCCGGUCCAACUGGAGAUCCUGCGGCGAGCGGGAGCCAUGCCUAUCUCCAGCAGGAGGUGCGGGAUGAUCACCAAGAGGGAAGCCGAGAGGCUUUGCAAGUCCUUUCUGGGCGAGAACUCUCCGCCCAAGUUGCCGGACAACUUCGCCUUCGACGUGAGCCACGAGUGUGCCUGGGGCUCGCGGGGAAGUUUCAUCCCAGCGCGUUACAACAGCUCUCGGGCCAAGUGCAUCAAGUGCGCGUACUGCAGCAUGUACUUCUCCCCCAACAAGUUCAUCUUCCACUCGCACCGGACCCCGGAGUCCAAGUACACCCAACCCGACGCCGCCAACUUCAACUCCUGGCGACGGCACCUGAAGCUGAGUGAGAGGACCCCCCCCCAGGAGCUGGCCUACGCCUGGGAGGACGUCAAAGCCAUGUUCAACGGGGGCAGCCGCAAACGCACCGCCCCCUCCUCCUCCCACAAGGUCCUCGGGGGCCACCUGAGCCACCUGCUGGCCCCGGCCCCGGGGAUGGCCCCCAAAGUCACCGGCUUCAGUCGGGGCCCCGAGUUGGGGCCCCGGGCGGACCUGGAGCCAGAAGUGGAGGCCGAGGCCCCCCCCAGGAAGAGCGCGCGUAGUUUCCCGGUCAUCCCCGUCCCCAGCAAGGGCUUCGGGAUGCUCCACAAGUUCCCCUCCGCCGCCUCACUCUUCCCCGGUCCCUACGCGUUUCCCGCCUUCGGGAUUUGCCAGAAGAAGGAGGACGGCGGUGGGGAGGGGGUGUGGACCCCCUUGGGGGGCAACAAGCCUGGGGGGCUGUCGGGUCUGCUCUGGCCUGGGAGGAAGGACGCUUUCUACCCACCCCUCUGCAUGUUCUGGCCCUCGAGACAAGCCGCCUACAUCCACCCCCCACCCACAGCAGCCGUGGCUUCGCUCGCGGAGACCCCCAAUGCGAGGCGAGGCUUCCCGGACCCCGGGGACCUGAUCGCGCCCCUUCGGGAUGGGCUGUACGACAGCGACGGACUCAGUGGUCUCCUCGCCCCCGGGCACAGGCUGGAGGCGGAUGGGGGCGAGAGGCAAGCGGGGGGCUUGGUCCCAGGCAAGCCCGGCUAUCUGUCCGCCUUCAGGCCCGUCCUCAAAGACCACCCAAGCCUGGCGCAGAUCCACCGCCACUCCCCGCCCCCCAGCAGCGACGGGGACAGCGGGGACAGCGCUGGGGAGCAGGAGGUGGACGUGGGGGAGAGCUGUGAUACUAAACAAGGGGACUGCACAUUGGAUGAACCAAAGAGAUUAGCAGUUGGAUUUUGGACGGAGGGGGAAGGUGAUAAAGUGCAAGAUUCGCCCACAGCCCAUCCCAUGAAGACAGAUCUGGAUAACAUGGAGAAAGAAGAGCUUCAAAAAGUCUUGUUGGAACAGAUAGAUCUGAGGCGGAGGUUAGAGCAGCAAUUUCAGGCACUCAGAGGAGCAAACCCCUUCACUGUUGUCAAUAAUUUUCACCAUCAGAUGAAGAGGGAGCUGUCAUACAGAGAGGAGGUAACCCAGCAGUUACAGAUGAUCCCGUACACAGCCGGCCUGGGGAGGAAGGAGAAACUCAACUCACAGCUCAACAAAAGCUAAAAGGCAGAGGACACACAUCGCCGUGCUCAGCAA